Messenger RNA from Oryzias melastigma (Indian medaka), 4705 nucleotides. Its product is annotated as cardiomyopathy-associated protein 5. The coding region runs from base 1039 to 3414 and encodes 791 amino acids. The transcript has 2 exons. The record is from RefSeq and is a predicted model, not a curated record. Lineage: Eukaryota; Metazoa; Chordata; Actinopteri; Beloniformes; Adrianichthyidae.
UUGCAUAUAUAAACAUUUUUUACACUAAAAAUUUAUUUUUAAAUGGUGAGUUAGUGACCUUCUUUCAAACAGACUGUCUGGAUUUGGGGAAACUGUCAAGUUUUGUUCGACUCAUAAUAAUAUAAGAGCAUUUAACAACAAGUUUGAAAAAGUGAACUUAGAUUUAUUUGAUCGUUUAUGACAAAUUUAAAAUAAAAUAUGUAAUUCUAGUCUUACUUUAAGAUGAUUAUGGUUUAGAAAAAAUCACACUUGGACUGUUUUAACUCUUAAAAUAGGAGAUAUUUUGGGGGAAUGGGUAAACAUGUCUCUUUUUGAGCAGUAUACAUCUAUUUUUAGCCAUAAUAUUUUUAAUUACCGGAGCAAUAUGCUUAAAUAUGAGUAUUUAUUACUAAUUUUGUCCAUAAUUCACCUUUUAGUGGACACCCAGCCAAUCAGAAUUCACCCGAAAAAUAGUAUUAAUAUAAAUGAUUUUGUCCUGGAUUAUGUCAUGAACAUUUUCCCUGAAAUCCAGUGUCAAAGUUUUAAAACUUUUAAUCUCUAAAAUGUUAUGAUAUAAUUGUGCAUCAGACCACACGUUUUAAUUAGAAGACUUUCAGUUUUAGUUCAUGUUUUAAUUUUUAUUUGUUUUUAAUGUUGACAUGACGUGCUGGAGAACCAAACUGAGCACAUUCAACACAGGGUUGACACUGGAUACAGGCCCCCAGCACACAUGUAUUAAUAGAUGUAGAGGGGCAAACAUGGCAGAGACCUUUAACUGUCAUUUUCUGAAACAUUCCAGUCCACAAAAACAGUUAAAGCCUGUCUGUGGAACCCACAUUAACUUGUAGUUCCUCUGGAAAAAAAGCAAAGGAUCCAACCCAGCAAACAGAUGACACAUCCACUUCUUCACAUGUUGCGAAUGCCUCAGAUGAAACACUGGAAGCCAGGUUUUCUAUUUCAAGAUUACGCUGAGCAUGAAAACCUGAGCAUGCCUGCUCAGAAUGAGAUCAACAGAGCGGCGAGGAGAGGGCCAGCGACUUCAUCAGGAGACUGCUGACAAUGGAUGCUGCGAACGAGGACUUCUCCCGGCAGGAUGUCGACCCCGAGAUGACAAUGCUGACAGCGGAGGAGGUCACAGAGCAGAGCGCUGAUGGCGGCGAUGAAGUGGAAAACCUACGAAGGAGUUUACGCGAGGCCGUCCAUGACGACAGCGUCCGCCCAAAGAUGCAGUGCCUGAUGAUGGAUUCCUCCUUCUCCAUGGUGACGAUGCAGGGUGAGGACAGCGGGAUCGCGUGGGAGACGAACCCCAGUCGCUCAGCCACACCGUGGGCCUCCGAAUCAGGAGACUUAGCCCCUCCUGUUCCUGUCCGUCCUGCAACGCCGGGGUCCCACCCAGCUGGGAAGAUUAUUUUUGUGAUGGACGAAGACAUGAUUUCAAGACAGAGGAAAACUAAAGAGAGGGCUUCCGGUCAGAAGAGCAAAGCGGAGAAACGAGAAGCCCUGGAGCUGAGUUCAGACAACAUCUCAGGACGACCGGAGUUGGUGGAAGUCUCUCAGCCGAAUGUGAAAGCAGAGGAAGAAGGAGAACAAGAGGAGGUGGCUGAUCAUCAGGAAAAUAAGAUGCAGCGGUUGUUCAGCAUCGUGUCUGAAGGCUCGGAGAUCCUGAACAUUGUUGUGCCACAUAAGAUAGUCACAGUGGACGAGGAGGAGAGCAGAGAAAUGGUGGACAAUCUGUCGUACCUCGAGGAAGUUCCUGUUCCCAAAGCCAGCGAGGAGAUCCAAGACAAUGAGACGCUGAUCUUGGGUGAACCUGGGAUCCAGUUAGCUCAACCGGCAACAUCUUCAAGAGUUAGACUUCACGGUACGAUGGAUCCUCCAGGUGCUCCAGUCGCCAGGCCUCCAGGAAGAACAGCUGUAGGGAAUUUGGAUUACUUUGAAGCGUUCUCCCUGGUUGAUGCUCAGGCUCCUGGAGGUCCUGCUAUGAUCUCACCUGGGCAGGUAGAACCAGGGGCCACGGCUCCUGGUGAGAGCAACAGUUCUGAAACUCAGAGAAUUGCUGAAGAAGUCAUUAACACAAACGUGGACAGAGACAAGUCGGACACGGUCAGUUUAGGAGAAAUCACCAGCGAGCUUCUAGAUGAAGUUUUCUACGCUGGUACUGACAGCAAUCCAAUGAAGGGUCUGGAUUCGGUGCACGGUGGCAGAGCAGCUGCUGGUUCAAUAGCCAGACUUCCAUCCAAACCAAGUGGCUCUAGUCUGUUUGGAAGCCAAGAGGACAUCCUGACUCCAAUCUUCCUACCGGAAGGACCUCCAAAAAUUAUUGACCCAAUUUUGCUGGAGGAGCCCAAAGCCAUGGCCUUCCUUUACACGGAUCUGUACGAGGAGGCGCUGGGCAGCCGGAAAAAGGAGGAGGACGCGGAGAGCGUGACGUCUGAGAAGUCCUUCCACAGCAGACACUCGGACCGGGAGGCCAGGGGGUAUUUGGAGAAGUUUGUCCUCAUAGACGAGACCCCGGUGGUGGAGGUGGAACAUUCCGACAAAGAGAAACCAGCAGAGGGAGAACCGCGAGUUCUGACAGGAGACGGGUUUGAGUUUCAAGACUUUCUGCCAAAAGGCGAACAGACGGAGAUGCAGCAAGGAGAAGAAAUCACAGACUUCUUCAGGUCCAGCGCCAACUCUUCCCCAUGUGACGAUGAACGUCUUCCUCCACCUCUGGAAGAAGACGACGACACAGAAAUAGUCUCAAAGAAAACACCCAAAACACAAAAAAGUGUCUCAAUUGCAGAAGAGAAAGUUCCAGGAGCCCAACCGGAUCCACUUAGCCUCUCAAACUUUGAGUUUCCUCUUGAUGAGCCAGACUGGGGAGGUUUGGACGAUCCUCCCACAGCUGAGGAUGAUGUCUUCAAACACGAGGAGUCGUGGAAACACGAGGGAGCCAUGAGCAAACCAGAUGCCCCUCCCAGGAAGAAGACAACCUCUGCUCCCAAAGCAAGCCUAGAUCUUACACCUCUGACUCCAGUCGAUGUGGUUCCGAUGCAGGAACAAGAGGAGGCUGGAGGGAAGGAGCAAAGAGAGGAGGAGAAGGAGACGGCCUCGCCAGCAGAAACGACAGACGAGGGGGAUGAAGUCGACGGCGGAGAGAUGCCGCAGGUCUCUGAGGUGGCUCUGUCCGAGGCCGUUCUGGCUGCGCUGCAAACGGAGAUCUCUGUGAGUGAGAGCGUUCAAGACGGUGAUGAAAACGCCGCCGUACAGGCAACUGAUGAGAACGCCGUGAAAACGGAGGAAAGAGAAGCAGGGAGUGAGGCGGACACAGCAGCGGGACAUACCGAACUGAAGGAGACAGACGUUGAAACAGAUGUUAACCCAAAGAAGCUGGUGGAGAGUUCAGCCGCUGCUCCACCAACCAAAAACAAGGGGCAGUGCAUCAUCCUUUAAUCUAGAAACUUCAAUCAUAUCAGUGACAGAUCUGGGGACAACCCUUCCAGCUUCACAAAUACACAACAAAAUGUGCUCAUCUUUAAAAAGUAUUGGUGUCUCUGAUCGAAUAUCCUCUUCAAACCUCCAGCAAUGGUGCAUGAAUCACUGAGGGAAGAAGUCUGGGUCACCAGGGUGACGGUGCAAAACCACGGGGUGCGCCUUCUGCUAUAAAUAAGCCUCCUUGGCCUUUAACCUGACACCUUGUAUCAACAGUCCGUGUGCAGCACCCACUUGUAAACAGUCCCAGAUAAGAGGCAACACCCGUUCUUGUGCAGUAUUGUAUAUUAUUUUACUCGUUUUACAAAAGUUGUGGCUUUCCAGAACUCUGAGUCAAUUUUUGCUGAAUUAUAACUUUUUUUUUUCUCAUCUGAAUUUGCUGCAUCUAGAAAGAUUAAAGUUGCAAGCGGCAUUGCAUGGCCUGCAGGUGUUACCCGCCCCCCACUGGAUGAGCGGCUGCUUUAUGCGCCCCUCACACUUCCCUUUUACCCCUGCCACCCUGGUCAGAGUUGCAUAUGACAAAUUCCUUUUAAAAAAAGCUUUUUUUUUCAAAAUGGUGACUUUUCUGUUGGUUUAUCCCCAUAGCAACCAUUUAUUUUUUUGGUCACCUGGGGCUGACUAAUCAGUCUAUGUAAUUUUUAGAAGAAUCAGUAAAAGUACAUUUAUGGAUUUCCUUGGCAACUGGGUUUUUUUGUUAGUUAUGCCCACAAUUCUAAUACAUUCAUAUCAUAUGUUAUAUCAUUUAGUUCAGCUUGAGCCGGUGAUUCACGUGUUAAGUGUUUACAGUAUUCAGCUACAAAAUGUGAGAGCAACAAGGUCACACCACUUUUGCAAGCUUGCCAUGCAAAUACCUAAAAUCUACAAACUUUAAAACCAUGAAUUUUUUCCUCAAGUAGCCUUCAAAUGAUGCUCAAGGAGUUAAGAGGAUCAUACUCCCUUUAAAUUCGUAGAAGGGACUAAAAGGGAUUUUUACAAGUUAAAGAUGGCUGCCUCUUCCCGAGGUCAAAGGUCAACAAAACUUCAGUUGUGGUUGUAGACUUAAGAUGGUGGUGAUGUAUGUAAUUUUGUGAAGAAUUCUAAAUCAAAAGCAUUACUCUCCAAUAUUGUACGAAAAUGUGAAAAAUGUCACACUUUCCUACAAAAUGGCUGCAUCCCAUGACUAUACAAUCCAAAUGUCCAUAUGGUAAAUGUGUAAACAGGAAACAAACUAACUAUGAUGUGCUGAAUAAAAUGUAUUUUGUUUUGUUUUUUU